Molecule: messenger RNA, 1364 nt
Organism: Spinacia oleracea (spinach)
Lineage: Eukaryota; Viridiplantae; Streptophyta; Magnoliopsida; Caryophyllales; Amaranthaceae
Exons: 3
Coding region: 304-1062 (252 amino acids)
Cellular component (GO): mitochondrial large ribosomal subunit; mitochondrial ribosome
Source: RefSeq, a predicted model, not a curated record
AAGGAGAAAAAAAACCCAAAGAAUAUAAAAGUAGUAACCAAAUCUUCAUUGCCUUGUUUGGCCCGGAAUAUUGUCAAUCGGGCAAUUCCUACCCGAAAACACACUCUCAAACUCAACUUUUACUUCAUUUUCUAGAGAGAGAAGAGAAGGCAUUGGGUGCGACUGUGUUCUAUGAAGAGGUUUUUGCUGGGGUUUAACCAUUGAAGCUCAACUACGGACGGGGUCUUUUACAAUACUCGCCUUUGAAAAUCAAAAGGAGCUACCGUAUCUUGUUUGCAUUUGCAUUUGUAAUAGUUGGGAAGGAUGUUUAGGGUUUGUGUUAGUAGAAGAUUAACCGGUUCUGAUACUACUAUUGGAAACCUAAGCCACCAACUUUUACAACGAUGUUCUGUGAGUGGUACUGCUAAAGGUAAAGGAAAGGUGAAGCCUGCGCAGGAAUUGAAGAAAAAAUCCAAGAAGGCGCCUAAGAAAGGAGGAGCAGGAGGAGGAACAGACACUGGAGGGGCCCGUAGGACCGGGCUAGCUGCUGAGCUUGAAGAAAUGGCUAAAAAAUGUCUGAAUUCUCCAACCCCCAAAAGGUUUUUGAGGCCUAAGGAAAGAGAACGAGAGGCGGCGCGUGAGAAAUUAGGGCUUAUUAGCAAAGAACGCCAAAGAGAGAUGGAUUUAUUGAAGAAACAAGCGAAAGAGGGAACUGGUUUUGAGAAGCCGUCAAUGAUGGGUACUCCGGGUUUGGAUUUGAUUGCUUUGGGUAUAGUUGAUGCUGAUGCUAUUCCAAAGUAUGAGCUGACAGUUGAAGAUGGUCGCCGACUUGCCAAAGAGUAUAGUAGGGUUUUGAUGAGAAGGCAUCGUGCAAGGCAGAAGGCAGAGACUACACUUCUGAGAUUUAAGAAAGAGGCGAUUGAAGCUUUGCCUGAACCUCUUAAAACUGCUGCUUUGGUCCCUGAUUGGGCUCCAUUCCCUGCUAACCGGUUCAUGGCAACACUGACUCCACCAAUUGAAGGGUAUAUUGACAAAAUCAGGGAGGCAGCUGAAAGAACAUCUGGGAAGGCAAAGCUCAGAUGAUUUUAGUUCAGAUUUUCAUAUUUCAAAUUCCAACUUGAGCCCCAGACUAUUAUUCAAGGCAAGCAUUACGAUUUGUGUUCCUGGCUUACAAUGAUGGAUUUGUGAAUCGAAUAACUUGUGCUUACCAAGGAUAGACUGUUUGUCCUUCCAUAUAGAUAAUCUUGUUCUAUCACAGUUUUUGUAGCACACAGUAUGAGGUCAUUUUUUCCACAAAACAUUGUCUCUUGCCUUGUAUGUUAAGAACAUUUUUCGUAAGAGGUAAGAAAAAUAAUUUAUGGCAACUUCGCCAAGAUUGUGCUUUA